AUGUCGGAUACCGAAACCAAUCUCCUUGAAAACACCCUUGUGGGGUUAGCUGGCAUCGAACAGGAAGUCGACCAGGCCGAAAGAGAUGCAGACAUUUUCAGAAUCAAAAAGACCCAUCCGAUCUACAUCAAGCGCAGACAGCUUUUGCUUGACGUGCCAAAGUUCUGGUACAUUGUGAUUGCCCAGAACGAGGAUUUCAUCGACUAUAUUGGCCCGGAGGACUUGAAGUUCUUGGAGUUUGUCAAGGACAUCUACGUUGAAUACGACGUUGCCACCAAUGACGAAGCCACCAACCCACGUGACUUCAGUAUCACCUUUCAGUUUGAAGCGCCACACGGUGAAAUUGCCGCCCAGUCCGUCACCAAGAAAUUCAAGACUGUAAUGGACGAAGACAACCACGAGGAGAGGUUAAUCUCCACCGUGGCCAGCGUCGAGUGGCCCGUGGAGUUGGCCAGCAUCACCCCGCACUUGAUUGCAGACAAGACCUCUGCUGAAGGUAAGAAGAAAUAUCGUUUGGGCAUGAGAUCCUUUUUUGCAUGGUUCAAGUGGACCGGGUUGAAGCCAGGCAAGGAGUUUAGAAAUGGGGAGGAGUUGACCAGAUUGAUUGUUGAGGAGUUAUUCCCAUACGCGGUCAAGUACUACACCGAGGCCGUUCCAGGUUUGAAUGAAGACUCCGAAGACGAGUCCAGCGAGGAGUUGGACUUGAGCGGGGAGGAAGAAGAGGAAGAAAAUGCCACCAAGAAGCGUAAGUUAUAG
Molecule: messenger RNA, 756 nt
Organism: Babjeviella inositovora NRRL Y-12698
Lineage: Eukaryota; Fungi; Ascomycota; Pichiomycetes; Serinales
Exons: 2
Coding region: 1-756 (251 amino acids)
Biological process (GO): nucleosome assembly
Cellular component (GO): chromatin; nucleus
Molecular function (GO): chromatin binding; histone binding
Source: RefSeq, a predicted model, not a curated record